AUGGAAGCAGAAUUAAAGGAAGAACAAGAAGACGCACUGGGCCUAUACAUGAAUCUUUAUGCUCGUCCAGAUUCUUCUUCGUUUGAAGAUUGGAAAUAUUCUUCUUCACAACAAAUCCGGUAUAAAACCAGCCAUGUUUGUUCUUUUAUAACCCAUAUUGUGGGCCUCAGAAACCACCCUGCUAUAGUAUUCAGUGACCAUGAAUUGGUUACACUUGUACGUUAUCAACAAUGCCCUCGUGAUAAGUAUGCUAUAAAAGUUUUCAAUACUACUUCUAUGGAGGUGGGUUACCUUCAUGAUCAAGCUUCGGCUGCUUUAUCUCCUUUAAUUGAUGCUCAAAUGAUUAAUCUUGAAGGUGAGGUGACUGAUUCAAGAACUGGAGAUGUUAAGUACUCUGUUCCUUGUCUCGUUAGAGUCUUUUCAAAGUCAACUGACCUAGAGAAUGUUACACAAUCGAUUUUUGGAAAUACUUUGAGCUUCACUGGUGAGCCUCGUACAAAUCCCGAGACAAAUGAGGGUAAGGGGGAUAAAGAAAAGGGUAGGAUAGAGAAAUUGGGGACUUUAGAGCCACCAAAGGAGGUGAUUAAAGCUAAACUUCUUGAUCAUCAAAAGGUGGGUUUGUGGUGGUUGGUGAAUAAAGAGAACUCUGAUGAGUUGCCCCCUUUUUGGGAGAUGAAAGAUGGGUUGUAUGUGAAUGUUUUAACAAGGAAUCGAACGAAUAGGAAACCGGAGCCUUUGCAUGGCGGGAUUUUUGCUGAUGAUUAUGGAACGGGCAAAACUCUAACUUUGCUUUCUUUGAUUGCUUUUGAUAAGGUUGGCAAUGUCCCUGAAGGAACAGGUGAGGAGGAUGAGGGAGUGUCUGUUUGUAGUUGUAAGAAGAGAGGAAGGGUGAGUGAAAAGGGUACUGGAGAACCAAAUACACAUACCCUUUUGGAUAGCAAUAUAAAAGAAAGUUCUGGGGGCAUGGCUGAUAAGUCUUCUAGUGCUUCGGUGGCUAAGCAAACAUUAAUUGUGUGCCCGUCUUCUGUGUGUUCAACAUGGAAAAACCAACUACUGGAGCACACAGAAAAAGGAUCGCUCAAGUUACACAAGUAUUAUGGGGAUAGCAAGAUUAAGGAUGUUGAGGAGCUUAAGAGAUACGAUAUAGUGUUGACAACGUAUGGUGCCUUCGCUAAUGAGUCCUUUGAAAGGUGGUGCCCAUUGUUGAAGAUCGAGUGGUGGCGAGUCAUUUUGGAUGAGGCUGAUGUGAUUAAGAAUGCAAAUGCCAUGCAAAGUAAGGCAGUCGCUGGUUUGACCGCUAGGAGGAGGUGGGCUGUUACAGGAGCACCCAUCCAGAAUGGAUCGUUUGAUUUAUUUGCCUUGAUUGCAUUUUUGCGAUUAGAUCCACUCUCUAAAAAAAGCUACUGGCAAAGCCUGUUGGAGAGGCCACUUGCUAAGAAGGAUGGGAAUGGAUUCUCGCGACUGCAGGAUUUAAUGGCGGCCAUUUCUUUGCGGAGAACGAAAGACAGGGUUUUAGUUGGCCGAUUACGAUCAAAAACUGUAGAGACAGUUCGCUUUAAAAUUUAUGGAGACGAACGUGAACUGUAUGAUCAGAUGGAAGCAGAAUCCAAGAAAGUUGUCCGCAAACUCAUUGCUACUGGUAGACUAAACAGAAUCUCUGCAUCUAUACGCGGUGCAGUCAUACGACUUCGCCAGAUGUGUAAUGAUGCAACCCCGUUCUCGUUGUAUCUCAAAUCAUUGCUACCUUCUGACGAUAUAGGAGAUGCAUCAGAACACCCAGAAUUGCUCCGAAAGUUGAUCGAUGUGCUUCGCGAAGAUGAAGAUUUUGACUGUGCAAUUUGUUAUUGUCCACCAACUGAUGCUGUGAUCACAAUAUGUAAACAUGUAUUUUGCAAACGAUGCAUUGGGACUUGCCUGCAGAGAACCAGAACCAGCUGCCCAAUUUGUCGUGGUCGUAUUUCGAUGUCUGACCUGUUCUCAGCUCCUCCUGAAUCUUCCGAUCCUGAAGAUCCUAGAAAAUCUACAGCAAUAAUUCCUUCCAAAGUCUCAACUCUCAUAAAACUCCUGAAGGAAUCUAGGGACGUGAGACCAACCAGUAAAUCAGUGGUUUUUACAAUAUUCCAGAAGAUGUUGGUAAUACUUGAAGGGCCACUGAAAGACGCUGGCUUCAAUGUAUUGCGGUUGGAUGCAUUAGCAGAUGCUAGAAGGAGAGGUGGAAUAAUCAAGAAAUUUCGAUCAGCAGGACAGAACACAGUUCUGCUUGCGAACGUUAAAGUUUCAGGAGCCGGCAUAAACCUCACAGCUGCUUCCGAAGUCUACUUGUUGGAGCCGUGGUGGAACUCAGAAUUGGAGGAACAGGCAAUAGACCGUGUUCACCAAUAUGGACAGGAGAAGAAUGUAAUAAUUGUUAGAUUGAUUGUUCAAGAUAGCAUUGAAGAAAGGAUAUUGAUGAUGCAGGAAAGGAAGAAACAGGCAAUUGAAGCUUUCGGAAUGCGGGGACCCAAGGAACGACGCGAGGUUAGCUUAGAAGACCUCUGUAGCCUCUUAUCCUUGGAAUAACAUUCCCAUGUGCAUGCCUGCACCCUGCACAUGGUGUUCUCAAGGCGGUAGAAGAAGGCCAAAUCUCGAAUCUCUAUAGCUUAGGUUCUCCUUUGUUUGUAGACCUAAAAAAAGUGCAUCUUUUCAAGUGUUCUUGGAAUUCUUGGAGGUUGAUUUCUAUACUUGUUUGCAUGACAAGAAAU
Molecule: messenger RNA, 2741 nt
Organism: Populus nigra (black poplar)
Lineage: Eukaryota; Viridiplantae; Streptophyta; Magnoliopsida; Malpighiales; Salicaceae
Product: putative SWI/SNF-related matrix-associated actin-dependent regulator of chromatin subfamily A member 3-like 1
Exons: 3
Coding region: 1-2559 (852 amino acids)
Molecular function (GO): zinc ion binding; nucleic acid binding; ATP-dependent chromatin remodeler activity
Source: RefSeq, a predicted model, not a curated record